AUGCCACGCUCGAGCACUGCAGAAAUGACGGCCGAACAGGAAUCAAGGAUCAAGAUCGUCUUCGGCGCCAUGACCUUUGGCAAAGAAGGCGCCGAACAAUCAAGAGUCCACGAUUCGAGCACUGCCCACUCCAUGUUGGACGUCUUCCAGAAACACGGUCACACAGAGGUGGACACCUCCAGACAGUACGGCGAUGGAGCCUCAGAAGAGAUGCUGCAUGAUCUGCGCUGGCAGGAAAGAGGCCUCGAAGUCUCCACAAAGAUGUGUCCGACUGGCGCUCCACAGCUCGGACCUGAAGGCUGGGAUAAGAUCCUACACCACACGCCAGAAGCCAUACACUAUCAGCUUCCAGUACUGGCAUUGGGGUGCCCGUGUUGA
Molecule: messenger RNA, 378 nt
Organism: Fulvia fulva
Lineage: Eukaryota; Fungi; Ascomycota; Dothideomycetes; Mycosphaerellales; Mycosphaerellaceae
Product: Aldo-keto reductase
Exons: 2
Coding region: 1-378 (125 amino acids)
Source: RefSeq, a predicted model, not a curated record